UUCCAGCCCCGCCCCUCCUCCCGGCAUUCCCCGCGCCCGGCCGCUCUGUCUCCGGUUCCGGUGGGGGAGGAAGAAGCGGCUGAUCCCGGGAGAGGGGGGAGGAGGGUGAGAAACCCCCCGAGGGGGACUUUUUCUGCUCCCCCGAACCCGAUAAUACCCCUACCAGGGUCUCCACAUGAAUUAUGAACAUUGACAGCACCCUGGAAGGGUUCCUUAAAUGUGGGCACGCCGCCAUCCUGCAUCCUUCCAGGCCGGGGGAAGCUGAGCGGUCCUGCACCCCGCUGUCACAGACGAGCUCCACCCUCGGCGUGGCCCAGGGACGCGGGGAUAUGAUGUCACAGGACGAGCUGAUGGUGCAGGAGGAGACGGUGAAGAAUGACGAGGAGGAGGAGAGGCUGCUGCCCCCCGCCUUCCAGUACACGGUUCACGUGAAGCAAGAGAUCAAGUUCACGGAAGACGUGGAUUCCCGCCUGACGGGCGGCAUGCAGCUUCCGGAGCCGGUGGAUCUUCAGAAAAAGAAGAAGCGAAAACAGCGUUCUCCGGCCAAGAUCCUGACCAUCAACGAGGACGGUUCCCUGGGACUGAAAAUCCCCAAGUGUCACGUGUGCGAGCAUUGCAACGCGGCCUUCAGAACCAACUACCACCUGCAGAGACACGUCUUCAUCCAUACAGGUGAGAAGCCGUUCCAGUGCGCUCAGUGUGACAUGCGUUUCAUCCAGAAGUAUCUGCUGCAGCGGCAUGAGAAGAUUCACACAGGAGAGAAGCCUUUCCACUGCGAUGAGUGCGGCAUGCGCUUCAUCCAGAAAUAUCACAUGGAGAGACACAAGAGGACGCACAGCGGAGAGAAACCGUACCAGUGCGAGUACUGCCUGCAGUAUUUCUCGAGGACAGAUCGAGUCCUGAAGCACAAGCGCAUGUGCCACGAGAACCGAGAGCGGAAGGUGGGCAAAAGUGGCUGCAAGUCCGGCCUGUUAUCCCCGGACGGCGAUGUUUUCUCCGCCCUGGCCAAAGAAGGAGCGCUACCGAAGAAGAAACCGAGGACAGACAAGGUGAAGCUGCUGGGGCUGAGCGAGAAGGAUGGCGCCCCGGAAAAGGCGGAGCAGCAGAAGGCGGCGGCGGCGACGUUCCUGCCCCUGUACCCCAACAGCAGUACCAAAGUGAAAGAUGAGUACAUGGUGACGGAAUACUCGGUAGAGAUGCCUCAUCCCUCCAUCAGCGACCUGCACCUCCAGGAAGACGUGUCUGCGGCUAUCAGCCCCCCGAAGCUGCUGAUCAAGAAAGUGAGCAGCAAGAAGAGCGUGAAAAGUGCGUUGGAGCAGAGCCAGGCGCUGGAGCAAAGCCACGCGCUGGAGCAGAGCCAGGCCAUGGCCGCACUCGCCGCUUUUGACGACGGCAAAGUCUCCAAGUAUACGUUCGAGCUGGUGGACAAACAGGCAAUGCUCGACUCCGGAAGCAAUUCAGACAUGGACCACGGCGACCCGACGCAGGAGGGCAACGCCAAACCGGCCAACAGCUACGACGAAGCAAUGCAGUUCUCCAAGAAGAAGCGCUACCUGCUGGCCGCUUCCGGCAACAGCAGCAGCAGCCGCGAAUACGCCCUGAACGUGGGCACCAUGGCCUCCCAGCCGUCGGCCACACAGGCGGCCGUGGCCAGCGUCAUGGACGAGAGUAGCGCGGCCGCCCUCUUGGAUCCCCAGGCACUGAGCGUAGACAUUAAGGCAAACCACGACAAGAGCGUGAUUCCGGACGAAGUGCUCCAGACGCUGCUGGACCAUUAUUCGCACAAAGCCAACGGGCAGCACGAGAUCUCCUUCAGCGUGGGAGACGCAGAAGUCACUUCCAGCAUCUCCAUCAACUCCUCCGAGGUGGGGGAGAGCAGCCAGCCGGAGAACCUCGCGGCCGCCGCGCAGGUCUCGCAGUCCGACAAGGCCAGCAUGCUGCAGGAGUAUUCCAAGUUCUUGCAGCAGGCUCUGGAACGGACCAGCCAAAACGACGCCUAUCUGAACAAUACGAGCCUCAACUUCGUGGCAGACGGCCAGGCUCUGUCCAGCGCGGCCGCCUUCCCUGCGCUGGACAAGCACGUCUACACCACGCUGCCCAUCACCACGUACCGGGCAAGCAUGGCCGCCCCGCUGAGGGCGUCGCCUGACAAAUCUCACUUUGGACUUAUAGUGACCGAUGCCCAGAACUCCUUCAGCUUUGCAGCGGGCGAUGGCGGUCACGGCUCCCCCGCACCUUCGUCGUCGGCGCAGGACUUCAUCGAUCAAGUGACGGCUCAGAAGAAGCCGGAGACUCAGGCGGUCCACCAGGCCUACCAUUUCUGCUUGUACCGGCACCUUACCCUAGUGACAGGCGGGACUCCCAUAGAAAUGUCUGCGGGGGAGUCGGCCGGACAGAACACGUCCUCCAUCUUCUUAAAGUGA
Messenger RNA from Nanorana parkeri, 2423 nucleotides. It is a transcript of the gene ZNF148, whose product is annotated as zinc finger protein 148. The transcript has 8 exons. Gene Ontology annotation, cellular component: nucleus. Gene Ontology annotation, biological process: regulation of transcription by RNA polymerase II. The coding region runs from base 183 to 2423 and encodes 746 amino acids. Gene Ontology annotation, molecular function: DNA-binding transcription factor activity, RNA polymerase II-specific; RNA polymerase II cis-regulatory region sequence-specific DNA binding. NCBI's taxonomy places the organism in Eukaryota, Metazoa, Chordata, Amphibia, Anura, Dicroglossidae. The record is from RefSeq and is a predicted model, not a curated record.